CUGCCUGGCUCCCAUCACACUUCCCAAGGAGACCGGUGGCUUCUGAGCAGAAUGACUUUAUACAAGGUUCUGCGUUUGGCCGUCUUUGCUCUUGGUGUGCUGCACGCCAUGAAUAUUUGCGUUUGUAGAUCGGCUGAGCAACCCACACCACCUGUGAACAUUCAAGUGGAGAUGUGUAAUGGCACAUGUGAAGCGUCACGGAACGGCACAUGUCCAGGCAACUGCACUUGCGUAUGGUUAGCAGGUGAGCCAAAAGGUGUCUGCGUGUAUAUAGUUGACCCUGAAAUAUGGUGACUCAAUCCUUCCAUUGUGGAGACCUAGAAGAGAAAUGCCUUGGCACUUCAUUAUAGAAGAAUAUUACAAUGGAAAUUCCCAGCAGCAGAAUGACUGUACGAAUAAAUGUUUCACUACACAA
Dermacentor andersoni is the source of this 415-nucleotide messenger RNA. The record is from RefSeq and is a predicted model, not a curated record. Lineage: Eukaryota; Metazoa; Arthropoda; Arachnida; Ixodida; Ixodidae.